CGUCCAAGGGGAGGGGACUGCGCGAGGCGUGCAGGCGGGCCUCGGAGGCGAGACGGAGAUGCAUUCGGGACCGGGCUGGCAUGGCGAGGGGAGCCCGGCGUCAGAGCCGCUGCGCCGGGGCGAGAGUCUUCCAGGGGCGUCCUAGGGGGCUCCUCCUCUUGCGCGGGCCCCUCGGCCUCCCCCUCCUGCUGCUGCUGCUGCUGCUGCCGCUCCUCUCCGGCCAUGGAGGCGCCUCCAGAGGGCGAGGACUUUCGCCACAGGGGGAGUUGGUCACCCCACGCUGGAUUUCGGGAGGGCGGAGCAAGCGAGCAGCUGGAACAGCAGAAAAGGCUCCAUCACCGGCCCGCGGAGAGGUGGCGGUGACAGCUGAAGGCAGGGAACUUAUUCUGGUGCUGGAAAAAAAUGACAGGCUGCUGUCACCAGAUUACACGGAGACGCAUUAUACCAAGGACGGGCAGGUAGUGACUCUGUCGCCCAACCACACUGAACACUGUUACUACCACGGCCACGUCCGAGGGUACAAGGGCUCCUGGGUGGUGCUAAGUGCUUGCUCCGGAAUCAGCGGCCUGAUCACCCUCAGCCAUAAUGACAGCUAUUACCUGAAACCCCCAGCAAGCCCGGAAUCUGACACCCACGUCCUCUACAGAGCAGAGCAUCUGCCAAUCAAAGGCGGGACCUGUGGGCAUGGCGACCACCUGCGAAGCAACCUAGGAGAUAUUGCUAGGGUCUUCAAGCCAGCUGCACAUCAGCGGAAAAGGAGGGACGCCUGGAGGACCCUGAAGUACAUGGAGCUCUUCAUAGUUGCAGACCACACCCUGUUUGUGAACCAGCAGCAAAAUUUGGGACUCACAAAGCAGCGGAUCCUGGAGAUUGCUAAUUAUGUGGACAAGUUCUACAGGUCUCUGAAUAUCAAAGUGGCCCUGAUUGGGCUGGAGGUGUGGACCGAUCGGGACCAGUGUCGGGUGGUCAGCGAUGCCCAUGCCUCCCUUGUGUCCUUCCUGCAGUGGAAGAAAUCUCUGAAAUCUCGGAAGAAGCACGACAAUGCGCAGCUGCUCACCGGUGUGACAUUCACAGGGACGACCAUUGGCAUGGCCCCGCUGGAGGGCAUGUGCAGCCCAGAAAACUCUGGUGGUGUAAGCAUGGACCAUUCGGAGCUGCCCGUUGGUGCUGCUGCCACCAUGGCCCAUGAGAUUGGCCAUAACUUUGGAAUGAAUCACGACGCUGAGGGCUGCUGUGUGGAGGCCAGUGCGUCCCAGGGAGGCUGCGUCAUGGCUGCGGCCACAGGCCACCCCUUCCCCAAAGUGUUCAGCUCCUGCAGCCGGAGGCAACUGGAGAGCUACUUCCACAAGGGGGGCGGCAUGUGCCUCUUCAACAUGCCCAACACCAAGGACCUGGUGGUGGGCAAGAAAUGCGGCAACGGGUUCCUGGAGGAUGGGGAAGAGUGCGACUGUGGGGAGGCGGAGGAGUGCACAAAUCCUUGCUGCAACCCGCAUAACUGCACCCUGAGUGCUGGAGCUGAGUGCGCCCAUGGGGAAUGUUGCAAGAACUGCAAGCUAAAGACAGCCGGGGCCAUGUGCCGAGAACCAGCCGGGACCUGCGACCUCCCCGAACACUGCACGGGGGCUUCUCCCUACUGCCCCGCCAAUGUGUACUUGCUGGAUGGCUCACCGUGUUCCUAUGGGGAAGCCUAUUGCCACAAUGGGAUGUGCAUGACCCACCAGCAGCAAUGCAUCCACCUGUGGGGACCAGGUGCCUUGCCAGCUCCCGAUGCUUGUUUCCAGGAUGUCAACAGGGCCGGCGACAUGUACGGGAACUGUGGCAAAGACGCCCACGGCAACUACGUGAAGUGUGCCUUGAAAGAUGCCAAAUGUGGGAAGAUCCAGUGCCAGAGCUCAGCCAGGAAGCCCAAGCGGCCCGACACCUUCUCCAUGGACACCACGAUCCGGUUUGGUGGGCGGGAGGUGAAGUGCCGGGGCACGUUGGUCUACGCAACCAAGGAUGACGAGGGGGACAUGUCGGACCCCGGGCUGGUGAUGACGGGCACCAAGUGUGGAGACGGGAUGGUAUGCAAAGAUCAGCAAUGCCUGGAUGCUUCCCUUUAUGAACUGGACAAGUGCAUCUCCAAAUGCCAUGGCCAUGGGGUUUGCAACAGCAACCAGAACUGCCACUGCGAUGCCCGCUGGGCUCCUCCGUUCUGCGAAAAGCCGGGCCUGGGAGGCAGCAUUGACAGUGGGCCUGUGCAGUAUGACAAUCAUGAAGCCGUCCUGAUUACUCUGCUGCUGGUGUUCCUGCUGAUCUUGCCAGCGAUCGCUCUGGGGCUCUAUUUCUACUACAGGCGAGAGAGCUCACUUCUCAACAAGUGGGUGAAGAGCUUAAGGAAGAGCCACAAGACGUACAGGAGUGGAACUGCCCAUCAGAAGGCAAAUCAGGGGCACUCGAAUUCUGCCUUCACAUUGCAGGACAUUUCCCCUUCCAGCAAAGCCGUGGGCAGCACUUCUGGCCAAGCAAGGAGGGGCGCUUUCCCACCUAUACUGAACCCUCAUCAAAGUGCCUCCCAGCCCGUCAAUGUCGUCCGUCCCCUCCGGCCCGCCCCCAAACCGGCUGUGCCUCUUCAGAAAGACCUCAAGCCUUCUCGGCCACCGCCCCUGCCCAUCAACAAAUCCCCCGCCGUUCCCGCCAAAGCCACCUUUGGUGCACAAACCAAGCUGCCUCCACCAAAGAAGCCUCUUCCCAGCAGUCCUGGCAGGACCCCAGUGGUGGAUCCAAAGCACCGGCCACCUCGCAGGCCACUGCCGGGGAACCCCCUCCUGGCCAAAGAAGUGCCGUCUACUCAGGGCCGGUCCUUGCUGGUCAUGGUGCCUCCCAGCAACUGCAGGCCAGCAGAAAGCAACGUGAACAGCUACCUCUCCAAACCGCUCAAGCCAGUGCCGCCUCAGAGACCUGCUCCAUGCUUGAAAGUCCAGACGGCUUCUUUCCCUUUUAAGAAAUGACAACGGUGGAAACCAGGAUCCUGGCGGGUGCUCACCCUGGACUCCUUCCUCCUCAUUUGCACUACUGCGUCCGACGCAGAGAUUUUUUGCUACCAAAGACUAUGAUUUUUUUAAGCGGGACUGUUUCUGCCACUAACAAAGAAGGGGGUCAGGGUUUGUGACUGGGGAAAUAGGUACUUCCGUGAAAUAAGAAGAGGCAGAGGUGGGGGACGGGAUGGGCCUUUGGGAAGAAACUUCUUGCCUGGCUCACAGGCCACUGCCGAUGGUUUGGGCCACCUGGGCCCGGCGUUGGGAGAGGGCACCAUUCUGAUCCAUGUCGCAGGUCGUGAUUAGCUACCUCCUUAUUUUGCAUAACCUCGUGAGAUAUUCUCUGACUGCUGGACGUUGCAUCUCCUUGAGCUGGUGCUGGGGGUGUGUGUAUGCCACACCCUCCUUAGAGACCAGUUUCCAAAGUGUAUGGUACUGUCUAAAGUGAGCUGUGCUGUUGCUUCCGUGGACGUUGAACUCCUUGUCCUGCCUCAUGGCGGGGGCAGUGCCACCCUCCCUGGUCUUCUAGUGGUUCCUCUGGCUCACUGGUUCCAUUUUGUCUUUGCUGACCAAGCCACCCCAGGUGAACAUGCACUGCCAUAAGCCCUGGUGCCUUCAGGUGGGGAACCAGAUAUGGGAUCUUGCCAUUAAUGACAAAUGACGAUUAGGGCAGACCACUUGAAUGAGGUUCAGCAGGAGGGACCACCUAUUGUGGCUGGCUGCCAGUGGGGCUGGGACUUGUAACAUGGAGAGAGAGCAGAAACUUGAGAGGCAGGGGUUGUCAGCCUCGGGUCCCCAGGUGCUGCUAGACUACAACUCCCAUCACCCCCACCGCCACAAUGGCCGAAGACCAUGGGAGCUGUGAUCCAGCAAUGUCUGGGGACUCAGUUUGAGGACCACAGUUCCCAGAAGCCACCGCUGUGGCCUUAGAGAUGGGCUCUGAGACCUCAUUGUGAGAGUGUCAUUCUUGCUUGUUGCUGGUAGAGGAGAAAACUGCGGCUCAGGUGAGGUCCCUGGAGAAGCUUCCAUUCUCCUGUCUUGAAAGCCCACGAGGCUCUCUUUCCCAGGAGCAGGGAGGAUCAGCACUCACAGGAUUGGGGUUGUGGAGCUGUUCAGGUGUGCUGGGACCAAGGAACCACACCCUUGGCUGUCCUUGGAGUCUGGCAGCACUUGUGUUUGCCCUGACCCUGUUCCUCCCUUUACUCGGGAGAGGAAGAACUCUUGUCUCUGCCGAUAUGCAGAGCCUCAGAGUGCUUCUGAAGUCAGGGAUGAGCCCCUCUCCCCCCACCAGCUCCGAGCUCAAGAGAGGGGCAGGGAAUCACCCUUGCUGCACUGCACUGUGCUUUGGAGGUGCUCUGAGCACCCUCCGUGUCAGGCAUGACUCCCCGCCCCAGCUCCACACUCGAGAGGGGUGGGGCCCACCUGUAUCCUGCUGCACUUUGGAGAGGUUUGGAGGUUCUCCUCCCUCCUUUCCCUCUUCUUUGGAGAAGUGCAGUGUUUAUCGCCCUCACCAGAGCUUCUGGCUGCAGCAAGUGAAUGGAUGGACCCCUAAACUGGCCCGGCUGUGGCCACCACACAUGGGUUUCCCUAGAUGGAGAUGAGAGUACUUGACCUUUCCCACCAAUGAGAAGCACAGCACUUUGUUUAUGGUGCCCUGAGCACAUGGAUCACACAGCCGAUCUCUAUCAACUCCAUCUCUGGAAGCUGCUAAGAUGUGAACCAGCCCUGGCUUCCAGUGGCCACUUCUGUGUCAGGAAGAGAUGGACCUGCUGCUGAGUUUCAGGGCUUCCCUGAGCCCUGGGACCCAUUUUCUUCUGUGGACUCUAGCCACUGGGAAGUGCCUCUGAGCAUCAGCCGAGUGCCUUCCCUUGUCCACCCCAUAACCACAGCCCACUUCACAUAUCUUGGGAGGCUGUGCCUUCUAGACAGAUACGGAUCCCACAGCCUCUCAUUUUAGGUCCUGGUUUCUCCGUAGAACUGCAUUUCUGGAAACAAAUGUCAUUUUGCAAAACAAGUUUGUUUGGAAUAAUAUUGCUGUGAAUUCCUAAAAGAUGGUUCCCAUCUGGGGCUUGCCUCUUAGGUCAUCCACUCAGUCCCUGCACCUGAGAACUGAUGCAAGCAGGACACGUUUGCUAUACCAAGCCCUAGUGGCUCAUCCUAAGGAGCCGUGUGUGUGUGUGUGCCAAAGGAGCUGCCUCUGCUUCCUGAGGGCAACUCGGGUUGCUCUUCUCUCCAAACGGUUUGGCAAAACACCACCACCAGCUCAGGCCCCUAAGUUUUCAGCUUUCCAGUUUUGUUUACAUCCCUAGCCCUUUCUUUGUCCUCAGUUUCUGCCUAGAAAAUUCCCAGACCAUUUUAUUCAGAGUAGGGCUGGCCUGACUCAUCCAGUCUUUUGAGACAGCAGAAUAUUUGGGGUGUGGGCGUGGUGUGUGUGUGUGUGGUGCUGCCAGUGAAGCAUACACACAGUCCAAGAAGUGCAGCCCAGCGCCCUCGGUGCCACAGCCGAGGAUUCUGGGGGCGCACCGCUCGAACUGGGCAAUGAACCUGCUUGGAGUGGCAAAUCAUAGGCUGGCCCUAAACUGGUCAAGUCUUGUCAUCCUCUUUCUUCUCCCCGUUCCCUCAGAUCUUACUAGACAACCCCAAUUUUUAAAGCUCUGGCUUUGGUGUCAACUAUGCAAAUUAAGUAGACCUAUGCAAAUUGUUGAAGUGAGUUGGCGUAAAUGCAGGCAUUUGGGUUUCCUUUGCGCACAUUUCAUGCCGAACAGAGAACGACUCCCACAAGCGACAGGCCCCUCUGACGCCCCCCCAGCCCCCCCUCUUAGCCUCCCUCCUGGCCAUCUGUAGCCACAGAUGGCUUUUAUUGGCCUACACAAGCAAGCCGGCUCUUGCCUUUGAUCUAUGCAUCUCCGACGAUGCCAGGUUUGUGUGUCCCAUUGUGUCCGGAGCUCAUGCAGAUGAGAAGCUGCCGCUUUCCUGCUACGCACCUUGCCGACAAAUGUGUGCCUUCAGCAUGAAGAUUUUGGAAACCCUGCAAACCCCACUGUCCUUCUGAAGGGUAAUGAAGAAAUAAAGGGCUUUUUUCUUAUUUAACUACAAA
This is a messenger RNA of Hemicordylus capensis (graceful crag lizard), 6114 nucleotides long. RefSeq names its product ADAM metallopeptidase domain 33 (gene ADAM33). The transcript has 24 exons. NCBI's taxonomy places the organism in Eukaryota, Metazoa, Chordata, Lepidosauria, Squamata, Cordylidae. Gene Ontology annotation, molecular function: metalloendopeptidase activity. Gene Ontology annotation, biological process: proteolysis. Bases 81 to 2990 code for a protein of 969 amino acids. The record is from RefSeq and is a predicted model, not a curated record.